Vicia villosa (hairy vetch) is the source of this 351-nucleotide messenger RNA. RefSeq lists its product as uncharacterized. Gene Ontology annotation, molecular function: nucleic acid binding; RNA-DNA hybrid ribonuclease activity. Bases 1 to 351 code for a protein of 116 amino acids. The record is from RefSeq and is a predicted model, not a curated record. The transcript has a single exon. Lineage: Eukaryota; Viridiplantae; Streptophyta; Magnoliopsida; Fabales; Fabaceae.
AUGGCAGAAAUCUGGAGCAUAUAUAUUGGUCUUAAAUUGGUUGGUGAUCUUGGUUACAAAAGAGUAGAGGUAGAGACUGAUUCUAGCAAAGCUGUGGAAUGUAUUAGCAAAGGAGGAAAUGUGAAUAUGGCUGCUGGAAGCUUGGUGAAUCAAAUCAAGAAUUUGAUGUUUGAUAUAGUUGAUAUGCAUCACAACUAUAGGGAAGCCAACAAGUGUGCCAAUCUGCUUGCUCAUGAGGGUAAAAAAGUAUUAGGAGACACCAUUUUUUAUGGAGAUAUUCCUCCUUGGUUAGUCCAUCUUGUGGAUGGAGAUUCUAGUGGAAUUACUUCUGCUAGACUUAUUGCUUUGUAG